Messenger RNA from Choloepus didactylus (southern two-toed sloth), 3617 nucleotides. RefSeq names its product potassium calcium-activated channel subfamily M regulatory beta subunit 4 (gene KCNMB4). The transcript has 3 exons. Gene Ontology annotation, biological process: potassium ion transport; detection of calcium ion. NCBI's taxonomy places the organism in Eukaryota, Metazoa, Chordata, Mammalia, Pilosa, Megalonychidae. The record is from RefSeq and is a predicted model, not a curated record. The coding region runs from base 134 to 766 and encodes 210 amino acids. Gene Ontology annotation, molecular function: potassium channel regulator activity; calcium-activated potassium channel activity. Gene Ontology annotation, cellular component: membrane; voltage-gated potassium channel complex.
CGCUCCCCCUCACCGCCCACUCCCCUGCUGCUGCGCGACGGCGGCGGCGGCUCCUCCCGCCCGAGGCAGUCGGGCUCCGUGCCGGGGGCGGGAGGGGGCGGGGGAGCGCGCCAGCCGCUGGGAGUUGGGGGCGAUGGCGAAGCUCCGGGUGGCUUACGAGUACACGGAAGCCGAGGACAAGAGCAUCCGGCUCGGCUUGUUUCUCAUCAUCUCCGGCGUCGUGUCGCUCUUCAUCUUUGGCUUCUGCUGGCUCAGUCCCGCGCUGCAGGAUCUGCAAGCCACGGCAGCCAACUGCACGGUGCUGUCGGUGCAGCAGAUCGGCGAGGUGUUCGAGUGCACCUUCACCUGUGGCGCCGACUGCAGGGGCACCUCGCAGUACCCCUGUGUCCAGGUCUACGUGAACAACUCCGAGUCCAACUCCAGGGCGCUGCUGCACAGCAACGAGCACCAGCUCCUGACAAACCCCAAGUGCUCCUAUAUCCCUCCCUGUGAGAGAGAAAAUCAGAAGAAUCUGGAAAGUGUCAUGACUUGGCAACAGUACUGGAAAGACGAGAUUGGUUCCCAGCCAUUUACUUGCUAUUUUAAUCAAUAUCAAAGACCAGACGACGUGCUUCUGCAUCGCACUCAUGAUGAGAUUGUCCUCCUGCAUUGCUUCCUGUGGCCCCUGGUAACAUUUGUGGUGGGCGUUCUCAUUGUGCUCCUGACCAUCUGCGCCAAGAGCCUGGCAGUCAAGGCAGAAGCCAUGAAGAAGCGCAAGUUCUCUUAAAGGGGUGUGGGCGUGUGGAAAGCAACGCACAGCAGCUGCACUCCUCGGCACACACCCACCUGCAGAGCCCGUGUUUCCCAGUGCAGGAGAUGGAAGGGGCCCCAGGAGGUCUCCAAGAGGCGCCUCCCUGAGUGGCAGCAGAACCAGGCACAACUGGAAGACUUGGAACCUUAAAGAUUGCAUUCCAUGUGUCGUCGUGAUGGCUAAAGGGUCAGGCUCUUAGCUCUAUGGAGUAACCAUUUCAGAAAAUCCUAUAGGAAGUUAAUUUUAUUUGGAAAGUAACUGUAUUAUUUGUACAGUGUAGUAUACAAACCAUUAUGAUUUAUGCUACUUAAAAAUAUUAAAAUAGAAUGGUCUGCGUUCUUUUUUAUUUUCUUUGUUUAUAUGCUUAGAACACUAAAUUUAAAAAGGGGUCUUCCAGUUUCAAUUGAUUCUACUAAAAAAAAAAAUCAAACUUUUACUUGGAGAUGAGAAUUCCUGCAUAAGUCUUGACCUCACUGCACAACCCUCAGUUUCCAUUACUAAAAGGUACCUUUUGACUCCUGUACGAUAAAGAGAAUAUGCACUAUUAAGUCAGGAUCCUGUCACUUCUGUGACCUUUAAACACUCUCAGACCCUCAGAUAUUGGGGAAACAUGUUGUCCCAUACUUGCCUUUCUUUGCCUUUCUAUUAUUUUUCACCAGUUUACUUCUUAAUAGAGGGAGAUGAUUCUAAAUGAGCCUGUCCUGGCUCUGUGAGCACUGGGCUCCUUUUCUCAUCUCUUCUUGUUCUUGUUGAUGGGUUCUAUCACUGUGCAACUGGAUGUCCUGAUGUGAAGGACACUCUUCAGUGUAGUUAAAUGAUGUUUUCAUUUUUUUUUUUUUAAGGUCAGAAAAAAAAAUUCAAAAUCAGCUCAAGCCUUCUGGUUUUAUUUUCUUUAUCCUUGCCUUGAUAUGAUCAGUAUUAAAACAGGAAGAUUGCUGCAGUUGCGCAGUUUGCUUGGACUUUUGUGGAGAUGCAGCCCAGCUCCCAUCCACGGGUGAUGAAAUUUUUUCUGUGCCUUUAUCAAAAAGUUCAUUAAUGAAACCAAACUUCUGUUCAUAAACUCGAAUUCCAAAUAGCAAUCACAGGUCUCAGUGAAUGUCAAGCCUAUCCUUUCGAUUUACCAUGUAGAAUCAAACCUUUGUUUAGAUGAGAUAUAAAUUUUUAGUGGAGGAACAACUGACAACAGAGUUUCUUUUUUGCUUUUCUCUCAUAUUCUUUAGACCUACUUCUGUUAGAAUAAAGUUAUUGCCACAGGGUUUUUACAAAGAUACGUGGUAAUAGAAUGAUGGCUUCUUAACUUCUAGUCUGCAUACCAAUGUUUUCUUAAAUUCAAAAUGUAAGUGAUUGAGACAGUUGUAGUUUUCUACCUUCUUCAUUUUUUUUCUGGUUCAAGUGCUGCACAUUUCACUGUGAAAAAGGCCUUGAACACACUGUUUAUGACAUCCUUUGAGGCAACUACAGUGCCUUGACUUCAAUUUUCUAUAGCAGCUUCCCUGUUGUCCUAGCAACUCAGUCACCACUUUAAAGUACAUAGUAGCAUGAAUCUGAAAAUCAGAGGAAAUUGUCACCUUUGCAUUACCCCAUCAUUGAGGGAGAUAAAGUCUACUUUAUCUUUUGGAAGGUUAUGAUUAACUGAUUACAAAGAGUAGAUAAAACAUCAUGGUGUAUGGAUAUACUUAUGUGUUGGAAAAAAGAGGAGUUGAUAUAUGCUAAUCUGUGUUUUCAUUUAGCAGUUUGGUACUCAUAAGUUUAUCUUAACUAACUCCUUCCAUUUAGGCCCAAUGUAUACAACUAUAUUCUGUAGGUUGAUUCUUAGAGAAGAGGACAAGCACACUGAACUCAUGUGAUUACGUAUAGUUUUAGGGUCUUAUUUGUUUGCAUCUGGUUAAAUUUGAGGCUCGUUAUUCCUACUGGUUAAAGGUAAAACCCAAAGAAAUAAGGAGAGACAUUUUUAAGGUCAUAAAAGCUGAAGUUGUUAAUAUUUUAAUUCUCUCCUUGUAUGAAUUAGAAAAUGGACUAAGUUGCUGCAACAGAGAGACCCCAAAAUAUGAUGGCUCAAGUAAGAUAGGCAUCUGUUUCUUCCUCAUAUAGCAACCCAGAGAUGGCUGGGGGAUCUUGGGCAGUCAGGGCAGUUCUGUGUCACAAGGUAAUUAAGGUCCCAGGAUUCUUCUAUUCUGUUCUCUCAUUACCCAUGGGUUAUUCAUCUCCACAGUUAAAGCUGGCUCGAAGAAGCAUAUCCACUUUCCAACCUGUGAAAAGAGAGGAAGAGAAGAAGUUGGUCAUAAUUUCCUUUUAAGGAAGUUUCACCCAUCACUUCUGCUCACAGUCCUUUCAUGAGUACUUAGCUUCAAGGAAGGCUGGGACAUGUUAUCUCUAGCUAGACGGACAUGGACCCUACCAAAACUCCAUGGAGGAGUUCUAUUACUAAAAGGGGAAAGGAGAGAAUGAGUACUAGAGUAAAAGACAAGAAUGAGGAAUAGCAGUCUAUGGCCCAUGCCAUGAUGAAAACCUGCUGCACAGGAGUGGCAAAGAUCCCUUACUCUGUAAGCAAGUAAGACCCUUGAGGAAACAUUAAUUCUGCUCUCUGGGAGAAACUCCCUUGUCCCCUGCCCUCUGUGAUUCCUACUUUGACCUUUAGGAAAUUCCUCUUGCCUAUUAGCUUCCAUGACGACAUCUGACAUUUCUUGGGAACAUUAAAGCUUUUUGCAGCCCCUUGCCUGCUGGUGCAGAUUUGUAACCCUAGAAAUUACCUUAGAGAUCGAACAAACAUAGGCUUUUAUAGGCCAGGACUGAAGUUUAUUUGUCUGGAAUAAAGAAUCUGACUCUA